AUGCCCGAUCUUUUUGACAACUUCUUUACAAGAAUAGGAACUGCCAUGAACGGCGGCAAGACUCGCCCUCACUACCUGGGUGCUUCACAAGUCAAUACUGGCAAAUUUUAUAGUUAUCACGAAAACGGAUCCAACAAUAGUUCUUGGUUGCCGACGUCCAAGAGCUUUAACAAGACAGUGAGUGGGUUGGACGAAAUCAAUAAGGGUAGAACUGAAAGAAUGAACAGUGUGAACUCUAUGAAUUCUGAAGAGGGCAUGACAUCCAGGAAGGGAUCGAUCGUUGAGGAGUAG
Messenger RNA from Meyerozyma guilliermondii ATCC 6260, 291 nucleotides. RefSeq lists its product as uncharacterized. The record is from RefSeq and is a predicted model, not a curated record. The transcript has a single exon. The coding region runs from base 1 to 291 and encodes 96 amino acids. NCBI's taxonomy places the organism in Eukaryota, Fungi, Ascomycota, Pichiomycetes, Serinales, Debaryomycetaceae.